AUGACCGUCGGAACCACUAUUUACACUGCUGUCGUUGGGUGUGGUGUCGCCACCCAGCUAUUCCACGUUCCUCUGCUCUUAGCUCAAAAGCAACUCUUUACUCUCAAGACCAUCGUCGAGAAGGCUGGACCCAAGCCUAUCGAAGCUAUUAAUAAGACUUACCGCACCAGUAUCAGAUGGGUGAAUGAUAUCCAGAACGUGAUCAACGAUGAAGAUAUUGAGCUUGUUGUCAUUGCGACCCCUAACCAUAUGCACUUCAGCAUGGCCAAGGCUUGCCUCGAAGCUGGAAAACAUGUAUUGGUCGACAAGCCCGUAACGCCGACUUACGCGGAGGCCGCGGAGUUGGCCCGCAUUGCCCAGCGAUGCAAUCGUAAAUUGAUGACCUUCCAGAAUAGGAGAUUGGAUGGGGAUUUCCUUACUGUCAAGAAGCUCAUCGAAGAGAAAGCAAUAGGCGAAACUUAUGAGGUUGAGUCUCAUUACGACCGACUUCGCCUGCAAUUAAAUGGCACUUGGAAAGAAGGCACCCAACCAGGUUGUGGUAACACCUGGAAUCUCGCACCCCAUUUGAUCGAUCAAUGCAUGGUUUUGUUCGGACGCCCUGACAGUGUGAUGGGGCUUGUACAAAAUGUUCGCCAACUCGGCCAUUCUAAUCUUGACGAUUCGUUCACGAUUCAUCUAUACUAUACUAAUACACCCAGGCCGGUUACCUGCAUACUGCGGGGAACCCUUUCUGCCGUUACCGCUAGGCCCCUACGAUUCAUUGUCAGGGGUGACCAGGGUACCUAUAUUAAGCGGGGCCACGACGUGCAGGAAGGGCAGAUGAAAAAACAUAUGAGCCCAUGGGGGCCUGAGUUUGGUAUUGAACCCAAGUCCCAAUGGGGUGAAAUCGAGGUUCAAAAUGAAAAUGGGUUUGAAUUCGACUUCCUUCCCACGUUGAAAGGGGAAUACAACAGAAUAUACCCUAAUGUUGCUGGAGUGUUAGAAGGAAAAGAGGAGCCGCUUGUUAGAUGGGAGGAAUCCGCUGCCGUCGUCCAGAUCCUCCAGUUGGCAUUUCAGAGUGCUGAAGAGGGUCGAACAUUACCGGUUCCUCGCGCAUAG
This is a messenger RNA of Rhizoctonia solani, 1098 nucleotides long. Its product is annotated as oxidoreductase family, NAD-binding rossmann fold protein. The coding region runs from base 1 to 1098 and encodes 365 amino acids. The record is from RefSeq and is a predicted model, not a curated record. Lineage: Eukaryota; Fungi; Basidiomycota; Agaricomycetes; Cantharellales; Ceratobasidiaceae. Gene Ontology annotation, molecular function: nucleotide binding. The transcript is spliced from 7 exons.